CGGGCCCAGCCUGGCUGUUGAGGAGGUCUGGGCGGCGGCGGGAAGGGCAGGAAUGGGUUGGAAGUGGAGUCUCUCCCUGGACCUGACGACAACCAGCAUCAUGCAGUUACUAACUGCUCUUCCCUCACCUAUUGAUGCCUCCCAGGAAAAAACGCCGCCAAAUUUCCCAGAAACCCCAGCUGCUAUUCUACCAACAACCACUGGAGGGCCCCAAACACUGCUAUGAGUCUCCCCAGCUUCCUAUCACCCACACUAGACAGGUGCCCAGCAAGCCCGUUGACCACAGCACCAUCACUUCCUGGGUAUCACCUCAGUUUGAUACAACAGCAGAAAGCUGGUUCCCAGUCAACCGGAAGCGUCAUCACCGAGACCAGGCAAGGCGUUCAAGUCGAAAAUCUACCAGCUCCAAGUUUCCACACCUAACAUUUGAGAGUCCACAGUCUUCUGCCAGCUCAGCCAGACCUGGGAUCCCCCUAAUCAGGGACUGCCCCAGUCAACCAGAAAAGGACAUUUCUGGAAGGCCCUUGGUUCCCAUGCUCAGCCCCCAAAGCUGCGGGGAGCUGUCAGCACAUGCACUUCAGAACUUCCCUUAUGUGUUCAUUCCACCGGAUAUCCAGAGCCCAGAGUCCUCAGGGCAGGGAGGGCGCAUUCCCUCGGAGCAGAGGGAAAACAGCCUUCCCAGCUGCUCCUUUCACACGAGCACGCCCGAGAGCCCAGAGCCCGGGCCUGUUCUGGCUAAAGACACUCCUGAGGACAAGUACGGGAUAAAGGUCACGUGGAGGAGGCGACGACACCUGUUCACUUACCUCAGGGAGAGGGGGAAGCUGAGCAGAAGCCAGUUCCUUGUGAAAAACUGACUGGGUUUCUCGGACAUCCGUGGUCUCAAGAAAUUGAUUGCUGGAGUCAAAAGGGAAUUGAAUUCCCAGAUUUGCUUUUUAAAAUAUCUUGUGUCAUAAACAGUUUUUAGUGUCAUCAACAGUUCACUUCGUAUUUUCCUUGUA
Messenger RNA from Eubalaena glacialis (North Atlantic right whale), 1001 nucleotides. RefSeq names its product RAD9-HUS1-RAD1 interacting nuclear orphan 1 (gene RHNO1). Gene Ontology annotation, cellular component: nucleus; chromosome. The transcript is spliced from 3 exons. The coding region runs from base 135 to 857 and encodes 240 amino acids. Lineage: Eukaryota; Metazoa; Chordata; Mammalia; Artiodactyla; Balaenidae. The record is from RefSeq and is a predicted model, not a curated record. Gene Ontology annotation, biological process: recombinational repair; cellular response to ionizing radiation; DNA damage checkpoint signaling.